Actinia tenebrosa (Australian red waratah sea anemone) is the source of this 3858-nucleotide messenger RNA. RefSeq lists its product as uncharacterized. Gene Ontology annotation, biological process: regulation of transcription by RNA polymerase II. NCBI's taxonomy places the organism in Eukaryota, Metazoa, Cnidaria, Anthozoa, Actiniaria, Actiniidae. The record is from RefSeq and is a predicted model, not a curated record. Gene Ontology annotation, molecular function: DNA binding; zinc ion binding.
GCCUGAGUGGUUUUAGCGAGGGACGUCUGCUGUUUGGCGGGAAGUGUUUAAUAUGGCUGUAUUUCUACCGAUUUUAACCCCCAAAGAGAACAAGAAACGACAGAUUUGUGAUUGGCAUUGAAUCUUAAAGCCCUUGGCUGUCGUUCUGCUUGGAUUUUAAGGAUGGGUUUGAACUCUAAGAGUGGGAAAAGAAGCACUGAUGUUUCGCUAUUAGAAGAUGCAGAAAAUGAUGAAAGGCCGAGUAAGAGGUUGAAGCCAAUGGAUUGUAAGGGGGGGAUAAAUGCAAUUAUAGCUGAUGAAUGGAAAUCUUCUUCAGGUCCACCUUCACCUGUUCCUUUCUUGUCUCCUGAUGGCCGUAUCACUAAGCCUGCUGAGAUUUUUCGUACCGAUCUAAUCAGUGCAAUGAAGCUACCGGACACUCAAAUCUUAAAUCCUGAAAACUACAUGACAAUUGUUGACCCUUGGCGACAAGAAUGGGAACGAGGAGUACAGGUACCAGUUCAUCCAGAGGGACUAUCACAGCCAUCUUUUAGCUUUGUUGAAACUCCCAAGAAGACAUCGACAUUUAAACUCUCAGGGAAGUUAUUGAACUCUGARGAUAAAAGAAAAGGGAAAUCCCCUUGUAAUUAUGAUUUAAGUCGGAUAGACGUAGAAUGGUUAUAUAAUCUCAACAAAUCAAGAAGAAACAAAGGACAUCUAGAGCUUGAAGAAGAUGCCCUAGAAAAAGCAAUAUCAUACUUGGAGGAUAAGUGCUACGAGAACAUGGGUCAUGCYAUAGCUACCCAGAAGGGGCUUAGUAUUGAAUAUGAUGAAAGCGUAUGCUGUGAAGUCUGCCAGUCGCCUGAUAGCGAAGAGGGCAAUGAGAUGGUAUUCUGCGAUUCAUGUGAUAUUUGUGUGCACCAAGCUUGUUAUGGCAUUCAACACAUUCCGUCUGGUAGCUGGCUUUGUCGGCCUUGUAGGAGGGGYGUUAGUAAACCAGCUUGUAAGCUGUGUCCUAAUCCUGGUGGUGCCAUGAAACAAACAAAGAAAGGAAAGAACUGGAUUCACGUCAGCUGUGCUCUGUGGGUACCCGAAGUUGGCUUUGGUAGUGUCGAAAGGAUGGAACCAAUCAUAAAACUUGAAAAUAUUCCUGCCAAGAGGUGGAAUCUAGUGUGCUUCUUGUGUAGGGAGAAACAUGGAGCUUGUAUUCAGUGUACGGUAAAAACCUGUAUGACUGCAUUCCAUGUGACCUGUGGAUUCCAGCGUGGACUUGAAAUGAAAACAAUCCUGGAUGACUCGGCUGUUGAUGGUGUUCGACAUYUAUGUUAUUGUGACAAACAUGGGCACAAAAACAAGUCUCCACCACGAUCUCCAGAGAAAGCCAAGCAAGAUGCGGAAGAAGCUGAAAAUCUUAGACAAAAACGGUUAAAACAGAUGGAGACAGAAUUCUAUAAAUAUGUCGAUGUAGCGGAAGCUGCUAAGGACUUGAACAUACCCAAGGAGCUAGCAGCACACAUACAUGCAUUCUGGACCCUAAAGAGAAAGGCUCGUGAUGAUCUUCCCCUGCUUCCUCCGUCGUUGGAACAGCAAGAAAAACUGUGCGGAAAACAGGGCAUGGCCAGUCGUAGUCUACAGAUACAAAUCGAAGAACUUAUGAAAAUGCGCUGUGACCUUGAGAGGCUGCGUAACCUCUGUUACAUGGUCAGCAAACGAGAAAAGAUGCGGCGUGAAUURUUUCGUGUGAGGGAACAAGUAUUCUGGAAAGCGCAUGAAGUAAUGACCGACGAUACUAUCGAUAUAGAUGAGAACGAUCUCAGAUGGAUACGGGAAUCCUGUGGCAAGAACUAUACCGGUGAUGGUAGCGAACCAGCUCGAGGUCCUGCCGCAGAGGGUGGCUUAGAAUCAGUGUCAUCUUCAAGUGCGCAGUCAAGUAACUACGGCCAGACGAGUGCUGAGGAAAUUACCGCGGAAUUGAAUCAAAGCAAAGAACCGAGUGAAUGCUCCGAGGGGGACGUAAGAGGUGGGUACGACUCGUCUGACUCUGAAGACUCACCUCAGAUCAAAACGCGUCGUCGUUUGAGGGGAUUUUCUGCGUACAAAUCUAGGAAGGACAUAAUGAAUAACCGUUUGAAGUCAGAGAACCAGGAUUCUAGAGGAGUUAAUAAAUCAGGAGGUGCUAAAGAAGCAGUAGACCCUGAAUCUAAAGCAGACGAAGAAGACGGCAGGAAGGAGGGGUGUGACACAUCUAAAAGAUCAACAAGGUCUCGAAGUCAAGGGGAUAUAWCGUUUGAACAGAAUAUCGUGGUCGAUUCUACUGAUGAAAGCAAAGAAAAACUGAAUGAAAGUGAAUUACCGAAAGUCACGACGAGAAGCCAUCAACGUUCUACAUCCAAACAGGUUCCUGACGACAGUGGUUAYGAUGUUAAGGCGGAGGAGGCCAAUAAGAUAGGACUCACAAGACCACGAACCAAAGGACAAACAUCCGACUCUACCUCUGAAGAGACAGAAYCAACGAGAGAAGAGUUUGAUUUGCCUCCAAGCCCUACGCGAUCCUUGCGCAGUAGCAAACAACGUAAACAGGAAUCAUAUGAUGGUCAAGUUAUAACGUCUGGUAGAACUAGAUCAAAAAGUGCAGGGGAUGUAGCUGAUGGUAUAACCUCUGAUAUACUACAACGGGAAACAAGAAGCACCAGGUCGAGAAGAGUAUCAGCAAAAAGCGAAGAGGAAGAAGUUGGGACAACAGAAGACACAGAGCCUGAACAGGAAAGAGUUCCUAGUAUAAAUAACCCAAAAAGUCCCAAGUUAUCCGACAAAGACGAGCCGCUCAAGGAAAAUAAAGUUUUGAGGGAAAAUUGCUUACGAAGAUCAAGGAACAGAACGGUAACAUUGAAUGAAGGCAAGACAAUGAAUGACGUGUCACCGACCAAGAAACAAAAACUUGAAGUUCCAGGAAGCGAAGCCAGGAGAAAUAAACGAGGAAGUCGAAGAUCUUCGGACCUGGACUCUGAUAACAACCAGGGUAAAACCACAGAAUUCCUUUUUAAAGGCAGCCCCAGGAGAAAGGCUUCGACGAACUCCUCAAGACGCGAGAUGCGAAAUGGWUUUAAAUCAAGGUCGGAAUGUGAAAACUCGAAAUCUGAUGAAGAGAAUGCGGACGACAGAGUGGAGCGGUUAUCGUCUCUAAGGUCCUUUAGCACGGGUAAGGAAGCGAACGCUCCUUCUUCUCCGUGUCCAAAAUGUCAGAUCCAACAAGAAAACAGCAAUAAGAAAAUAUCGACAGACUCAACCGGAAGUCCUGAAAGAAAGAAUAAAGAAUUAAGACCGCGCAACAUGCAGUCACCAAAGUCACGCAGUACCCACUCACCGAGGUCACGCAAUAUGCCGUCGCCGAGGUCACGCAGCCGGUUGUUAAGGUAUUCUCCCACACGAAGCUGUAGUAGUWUAAUAGCGUCUGUCUGUCAUGCUACGUCCGUUAUUUAGAGUAACGCAACACUGGAUAAGUGGAAAAGAACUUAUUCGAAGAGCUGUAGCAUUGAGCUGCGCAUGCUCGAGGGACAGUGGUUGAAAUGUUGAGAACUUGUUUGGGAAAUGAAUUAACGGUUGUUGCGUUUCAAAGUUGCUGCCGUCCCACAGGCAGCCCAGGAUGAAAGAUCGCAGAACACGUCAAUAGGUUAUGAAAAAUUGGUAGUUAGGCUAUUAGGCAUGGCUUCUUAGAAGUCCUAACGUAUURGCCUUUUUAAGGUUGAGGACGGGUCGAGUUGGUAUAGACUUCCAAAUUACCGCUGUGUUUCUUGAUUACAGACUCAUUUGCACAGGGUUAGCCUCGAGUUUGUGCAGAAUAUUCACGUGUUCCAGUCAAGGUCCGUCGAGUUUCAAAAU